AUGAAGUACAAUGUGUUGACAGGGUCCAGAGUUUUGCCUUCCGCGGUCCGCCAGUUGCCGAUCCCUGGUUUAGACGUUUGUGAACCAGGUACCUCUUCUUCCAAUACUUAUGUAGAUACAUCUAAAAAAAGUAAUACAUAUGAUUUGACCACCAGUUCUAGUCCUACUGUUAUACAAUUGGUUAAAUCUAAAACGCUUCGUCCUAAAUUUUCACGUAAACUAAUAGAAACAACUGUACAAAAUCCUGCACCAAAAAAACAAAAAACAGAAGAAUUUAAAAAAUUAAAAUGGAAGAACGGUAACUUAGUUUAUGAACCUCAACUUAUCACCCACGAUGAAAAUUUACUGCCAAAAAUGCCAAAUGUUCGAGACUACUGGGGCGAACAUUUAGGGCUUUCUCAUGUAUAUAAUUCUUUAAGUCAAAAAAGAUUCGAAGAAAUACGUAGAUUUCUUCAUUUUAAUGACAAUAGCAAAAUGUUAGAAAAAGAUAAUAUACAUUAUGAUAGAUUAUAUAAAAUUCGGCCUCUUAUUGAUCAUUUAAAUAAUAAAUUUAACUCGAUUCCUUAUACAAGAGACUUGUCACUUGAUGAGCAGCUUUGCGCUACAAAAGCAAAAAGUUAUUUAAAGAAGUAUAUGCCUGCAAAACCUCAUAAAUGGGGUUUUGAAUUUUUCGUAUUGUGUGACUCAAAAGGAUUUUCAUAUCAAUUUGAAAUUUAUUCGGGACAAGAAAAUGAUCAACGAUUUCGAUCGCCAAAUGAACCAGAUCUCGGUGCUAGUUCUAACAUAGUUGUACGUCUUACUAGAAAUGUUCCACGCCAUAAAAAUCAUAUAUUAUAUUUUGACAAUUUCUAUACAAGUAUUCCAUUAGCUGCCGAUUUGUACAAAAAUGGAAUUUUGUGUCUAGGAACAGUGCGGAAAGACCGAUUACCCAAUAAUAAAAUACCUAGCGACCAAAUAAUUAAAAAAAGAUGUACGCGAAAAAUCGUAUAA
Melanaphis sacchari is the source of this 990-nucleotide messenger RNA. Its product is annotated as piggyBac transposable element-derived protein 4-like. The transcript has 2 exons. The coding region runs from base 1 to 990 and encodes 329 amino acids. NCBI's taxonomy places the organism in Eukaryota, Metazoa, Arthropoda, Insecta, Hemiptera, Aphididae. The record is from RefSeq and is a predicted model, not a curated record.